Diatraea saccharalis (sugarcane borer) is the source of this 1757-nucleotide messenger RNA. Lineage: Eukaryota; Metazoa; Arthropoda; Insecta; Lepidoptera; Crambidae. The record is from the annotation of a GenBank genome assembly.
AUGUCAGUGUUCGUCCGGUAAAUUGGCGCGCAGUCGCGUCGUUCGCGCUCUCAUAAAUAUUUUGUUAAUAAAGUACGAUGCGUCAUAUAUUUAAAAGUGUAAUUUUAUUAACUGCACUAAUAUGUUAUUCGGGUUCACUCAAAAUUCUCGGUAUAUUCCCGUAUCACGGUAAAAGCCAUUUUAUAGUAGCAAGAGUAUUUCUACUGGAGUUAGCACGUAGAGGGCACGACAUAACAGUAAUUUCUUACUACCCAGAGAAAGAUGCUCCACAAAACUAUCAUGACAUAGAAUUGGAGAGAAAAACAGUAGCAACAGAAGAUAAUCUGCCAAUAGAAAAUCUGAGUUACUGGUCCGUCAUACAAACUAGUCUAUAUUUAACUACGAUGGGAAAAGAAAACUGUGAGGUACUCUUAGCAGACAAACGAGUGCAGAAUUUGAUAAAACAAAAGCCGAAGUUUGAUGUUGUGUUAGUGGAACAAUUCAAUUCCGAUUGUGCUUUAGGUCUAGCUUACAAAUUGGAGGCUCCAGUUGUCGGUGUGACUACUCAUAUUCUGAUGCCGUGGCAUUACAGAAGAUAUGGAAUUUCUUACAACCCAUCGUAUAUGACCUUUCAUUUUCUGGAAGGUGGUACAAAACCAACACUGUAUCAAAGAAUAGAAAGGGUGAUAUUCGACGCUUACAUUAGAAUGGUUUACUAUUUAAUUUCUCAAAGACCAAACCAAAAUGCUCUUGCGGAGUACUUUGACGAUAUUCCUCCCUUAGAAGACUUAGCUCGGGAGAUCAAGUUUUUGCUUAUAAGUCAACACUUCACUUUGACUGGUUCCAGCUUGUUACCGGCUAAUGUUAUCGAAGUAGGUGGCUAUCAUGUCGCCAAUGCUAAACCACUGAGUGGGGAUAUUAAAAAGUUUGUCGAAGAAGCGGAUGCUGGAGUGAUAUACAUAAGUUUUGGCUCAACCUUCAAGGUAUCGACAAUGGAGAAACACAAAAUGGAAGCCGUAUUAGAGGUGAUUGCGGAACUUCCGUAUAGAUUCAUCUGGAGAUGGGACGACGUCACAAAAGACAAAUCACCGUAUACAGAAUUACGUAGCGACCUCAGAUCAUUAUUAACGAACAAAAAGAAAUUAUAUAUAUCUACAUGGCUUCCUCAAGUCGACAUCUUAGGGCAUCCAAAAACAAUGGCAUUUUUCUCUCAUGCCGGCAUGGGUGGCACUUCGGAGGCAAUACAUUUCGGAGUACCCGUAGUAGCAAUGCCUAUACUUGGAGACCAACCUGCUAACGCUGCUUCCAUAGAAGAGAGUGGCUUGGGAGUCCAAAUCUCCGUCAGUAAUCUGAAUAAGGAGAAUUUACUUGCCGCUAUAAAGAAGGUUUUGGAACCUGGAUUCCGAGAAAGAGUGAAACAGUUGAAUAGAGCUUGGCACGACCGUCCUAUGUCAUCUUUAGACACGGCGGUCUACUGGACAGAGUAUGCAGCUCGCAAUUCCAACUUCACCUUCAGGUCACUAGCAGCCGACGUUCCUUUAUACCAAUUCUACCAUAUAGAUGUUGCUUUUGUAUUUAUAUCUAUAUUUGGAAUAGUAAUAACAGCAUGUAAAUUAUUGUUUUGUCGACCUAAAACGCAAUCAAUUAAGAAAAAGAGAAAUUAGUAAAAUAAAAAUCUAAUAGUAUUUUUUUUCUGUCACCAUCUUUCGUUAAUAAUAAUUAUACCUGCCUAGGUAAGUAGGUCUGGUAGGUACUAUAAGAGUUUUAGUUUAGCUGGU